Molecule: messenger RNA, 1840 nt
Organism: Anopheles aquasalis
Lineage: Eukaryota; Metazoa; Arthropoda; Insecta; Diptera; Culicidae
Gene: Cpr50Cb
Product: Cuticular protein 50Cb
Cellular component (GO): extracellular matrix
Source: RefSeq, a predicted model, not a curated record
GUUUAUUUUUUCUGCGUUUGUUGUUUGCCUCUCAGUGUAGGUUCGUGAUCUUCCGAAACGAUGCAACCCGAAAGGUGGACAGAAAGGAAUAGAAAACCCACCAUACGCCGAAUGCUUUCGAACUAGCGUGGAGCAUUAGUAGGGGUAGAACGGUACCGGGGAGCCUGGUGCCUGGUUCGACGGUUCGCAUAAAGGCAGGUCACUCCGCCGUACAGUCAGUAGUCCAUCACAGGAUACGUUCGAGAGCACAUCCGGUACCACCAGACCACGAAGGCAGUCAAGUGCGUGAAACCAACUGGGAAAAUCAUUCUUAAAACGCGAAUUGCAUCUUGCUAGUGCAGUGAUACUACUCGUACUCCAGUGUUUCGUGAGCUAAAAAUGAUGAAGUUUGUGGUUCUUGCCGUGUGUCUUUGCGUCGUGAUUGUCGAUCAGACGCUAGCACAGAACAACCAGUACCUGCCGCCCGACAAGGGUUACGCUUAUGACAAGCCCAACCAGCCAUUCCCGUCGUCUCUGCAGCCGCAACCCCGCCCCCCGCAGCCAACCCCCGGACGCCCGGCACCAUCGUACGGACCGCCACCGGCGACGGAUGAUCAUCAUCAUGAGCCGGGCAUGCCGUUCGAUUUCCAGUACAACGUGAACGAUAUCGAGACCCAGAACGACUACUCGCACAAGGCUGUCAGCGAUGGGGAUGUAACGCGCGGUGAGUACCGCGUGCAGCUUCCCGAUGGCCGAACCCAGAUUGUGCGCUACACCGCCGAUUGGAAGAACGGUUACAACGCUGAGGUGUCAUACGAAGGCGAAGCCAAGUACCCGGAGGGCCCAGGACAGGGAGGUGCCAAUGCUGGUGGAUACAAAUAUAAAAUUCUUUACUAUCGCAAGCUUCUGCUGCUGGUCUCGGCGAUAGUCGUCAAAGCCAAACCGGAGGCCCCGAUCAACUCGUACUUGCCACCUGCGCACGGCGGUCACAACGGAGACGGACAUCACGAUGAUCAUCACACGGAUUUGGUGCCACCAUCGAGCAGCUAUGGGACGCCCGAUACCAGCUACGGCCCUCCCCACCACCAAUCGGGCUUCCAUCCGGAUCACCACGAGCAUGAAGAUCAUCACGACCACCACGACACCCACGAUGACAGUGGAUCCUUUGAAGAUGAACCGGCAAAGUACGAGUUUAGCUACGAGGUAGACGAUGAAGGUGCGGAUCUGUCCUUUGGCCACGAGGAAAUGCGCGAUGGCGAUUACACCACGGGAAAGUACAACGUGCUCCUUCCGGACGGACGACGACAGAUUGUGGAGUACGAGGCGGACCACAAAGGAUAUCGCCCAAAGAUCACGUACGAAGGUGGUGACGAGCAUCCGCACCAUCACGAUCAUCCGCAUGAACAUGGACACGGGCAUGAGCACGGUCACGGUGGCUACUCGAAGGAAACGCCACAUACCCAGCUCGGCUAUCCCAAGGAAUCGCACCACGAUUUCGAACACAACGGAAUCGGCCAUGGUUCCGGUGAGUACGAUUCACACUCGCACGAUAGCGGCCACAGCCGGGCGGAUCAUGGCAUCCACGAUGGGCACCGGGGAUACGAUAGUAACGCGCACGAACACCACAAUGGCAACAACGGACAUCACCACAACGGUCAUCAUCACAAUGGGCACAAUGGCCACAAUGGUCACCAUCGCAGACGUAGCAGCAAUAAUAACCACAACAACAACAACAACAACAACAAGCAUCAUCAUGCAACAUCGCCUGUCCAUCGCGGCAACGGAGAUCAUCAUCAUCACAAUGGCUACCAUCGUUAGGAUGGCAGAAGCAAUUCCAAUCAGGAUGAUAAACGGAGACAAA